AUGAACCACCUUCCUCAAGUCUGGGGCAGACCCAGAGAUGACAUCUACGGCGCAUACAACCCAUCCUACCUCCCACAGUCGCACGGCGGCACACAGCAGCCCAUCCAGCACACACAACAACCCAUCGUGACCGGCACCUCAGUCAUCGCCCUCAAGUUCAGCACCGGCGUCGUGAUCGCAGCAGACAACCUCGCAUCAUAUGGCUCACUCGCACGAUUCACCGACGUCCAUCGCCUCAAGCCCUUCAACCGCAAGUCAGUGGUCGGUGUCGGAGGUGAUGUCUCGGACAUGCAGUAUCUCGACCGCCUGCUCAAAUCACUCGAUGUGGAGGAGAACUACUCGUCAGGCUCACACACCGCCGACGAGGAGGCUGCCGAUCCAGCAAUGAUGAGCGCGAAGAACCUGCACACAUACCUGGCUAAGGUCAUGUACAAGAGGCGGACAGACUUCAACCCGCUGUGGAACGCUCUGCUGGUGGCGGGUCUAGAUGAGAAGAACAAGCCAUUCAUCGCAUCCGCAGAUCUGCUCGGCACAACCUUCAGCGCACCGACGAUGGCUACUGGAUUCGGUGCACAUCUGGCACAGCCGAUUCUGCGACGUGCGGUUCCGGAUGAGGAGGCGAGCCAGAAGUUGAGCAGAGAGCAGGCCGUACAGACUGUCAAGGACUGCAUGAAGGUGCUGUUCUACAGAGAUGCACGAAGCAUGAACGAAUACAGCAUUGCUGUGAUCGAUGAGAAGGGUGUGGAGCUGAAGGAGGAUGAGAAACUCGAGAACCAGAGCUGGGACUUCGCGGAUAAGAUCAGAGGCUACGGUACUCAGACCGUAUAG
Molecule: messenger RNA, 828 nt
Organism: Fulvia fulva
Lineage: Eukaryota; Fungi; Ascomycota; Dothideomycetes; Mycosphaerellales; Mycosphaerellaceae
Product: Proteasome subunit beta type-7
Exons: 2
Coding region: 1-828 (275 amino acids)
Cellular component (GO): proteasome core complex
Source: RefSeq, a predicted model, not a curated record